AUGUCAAAAGAUCAUUCCCAAACGAACCAUCUCAAUAAUUUCAUUCAAACGAAUUUUGAGAGCUCUGGUGAAUUCAUAAUCACUCAACCCACCUCCGAGAAUGAUAUUAAAAUUAUUCAGUCGGAGAAUAACUUGUACAAUUACAUUCCGAUCUAUGGAAUGGAAAAACAACACAAUGAUGAUCCAGCUAGAUUUGUAAGAUUUGUUGUGUUGAGCGAUACUCAUCUAUUUCAUGAUCGUUAUAAUUAUUGGUAUGAUGAGGAAGAUGGUGAAAUGAAUAAUGAACGUUUGGAAAAUGGUUUAAAACGAAGAGAUAGUUUUGAAAAAAAGGCAAACGAAAAUACCAAAAGUGAAGAUCAAUUGAUAAAGUUACCGAAAGGAGAUUAUUUGAUACAUUGUGGAGACUUUUCAAAUUUUUGUUUACCGAAUGAAAUUAUAAAAUUUAAUAAUUUUCUUGGAAAGAUUAAGCAUCGCUACAAAGCGAUCAUUGUCAUUCCUGGAAAUCAUGAAUUUUACGCCGACUUUGCAGGCCUCCUUCUCACCAAUGUGACUCAUUAUUUAAAGAAUGAUUUUCUUGAACUGGAGGAUGGAAAAAUUAAAUUAUUUGGCUCACGAUUUAAACCUUACUGGACGAGUUGGUUAAUGACUGGUCGUGAUCGAGAGGCACAAACUGAUUGGUCAUGUCUUACCAAACCAUGGACUGAACAUUCUUUGGAAAUUUCGAACAGUUCCUCUACAACCAAUCCUUUGGACAUUCUCAUUACACAUCAACCUCCAAAUUUCAAAGAUGAAAUUUCACGUCGAUUUUUCAGACGAGGAAGUGAUUCUUUGGCUGAAGCUGUAAAAAUUGUCAAACCUUGUGUGCAUCUCUUUGGACAUAAUCAUGAUGUGUAUGGAGCGAAAUAUUCACAUGAGUUCAAUAUUGGUAAAGAAAUUGGAAAUACGACAUUUAUUAGUGCAUGUUCGAUUGAUAGUCAUGACGUGAUGCGAAAAGUCAUUGUCUUUGAUUACAAGAUUCAAAAUUAA
This is a messenger RNA of Naegleria lovaniensis, 1026 nucleotides long. RefSeq lists its product as uncharacterized. The record is from RefSeq and is a predicted model, not a curated record. The coding region runs from base 1 to 1026 and encodes 341 amino acids. Gene Ontology annotation, molecular function: hydrolase activity. The transcript has 4 exons. Lineage: Eukaryota; Heterolobosea; Eutetramitea; Acrasida; Naegleriidae.